This is a messenger RNA of Dictyostelium purpureum, 2286 nucleotides long. RefSeq lists its product as uncharacterized. Bases 1 to 2286 code for a protein of 761 amino acids. The record is from RefSeq and is a predicted model, not a curated record. Gene Ontology annotation, molecular function: protein binding. The transcript has 3 exons. Lineage: Eukaryota; Evosea; Eumycetozoa; Dictyosteliales; Dictyosteliaceae.
AUGAGCACAUUAGAACAAUAUUUAAAAGUAAUCGGAUUGGAAUCAUACCAAUCAAUUAUGAUCGAUAAUGGUUAUGAUGAUCCAGAGUUAAUUGCAGAGUUAACUGAAGACGAUUUAGUUGCUAUUGGUGUAAAGAAAGGCCAUGCCAAAAGAGCAUUUUUAAAAUCAAAAGAGUUAUCUAACAAGACUGUACAUACCCAUGAAGCAUCUCCAGAUAUCUCAUCAAAUUCAUCAUCUUCAUCCGCACCACCAAAUUCACAACAACCACCAGCCAAAGAAAGAACUACUACAAUUAGUAUUGGCAAAAAAGGUAAUGAUGAUGAUGAAGAUUCAGGUGAUGAAAAAGAUGAUAAACCAAGUGGUCCAAUGCUCCAAAGUAAAGUUUUACAUGAAGGUUUUGUUCAAAAGAAAGGUAAUGAAGGUUUCUUUGGUUCUAAAAUGUUCCAAAAGAGAUAUUUCAAAAUAUAUGAAGAGGGCCGUUUAGCUUAUUUCAAGAAUAGUCACGAUGUUUCACCAAUUAAUGUUAUUGAAAUGAGAGGUGCCUUAUCUGUCGAUGAUAUGGAAAAUAAAAAUACUGGUUUUAAACUUUCAAUGAAAACAUCAGCUCGUGUUUAUUGGUUGGUUUGUCAAAAGCUUGAUGAAAAGCAAAAAUGGGUCCAAGUUAUUAAAUCUCAAAUUACUCCACCAGUCGUUCCAAAAGCAGUUGAUCCAAAUGAAAUUAAACCAUACCUCCAACAUCGUGAAGAGCCAUCACAAUGUGCAUCAACUCGUUUCGAUUCACCACUUAGUUGGGGUGCUAUUGAAAAACAAUCUGAAAAUGGUAUGAUUCGUCUUCACAUCCAUAGUAACGGAAAAUUAUUUGUCGAAGAAAUUCGUGCUAUUGAACUCGAUGAAAACAAUCAAGUUAUCAUUAAAGAUUUACCAAAAGAAAUCGACGAACGUUCAGUUCACUUCCUUUCACUUUCAGAACCAGCUGCUUUUGUUAUGGAACAAACCUAUUACCACGAUGAAAAGACACCAGAAAAAAUGCUUGAGAAAUUAAUUGGUAAAGAAAUCGAAGUAUCAGUUCCACGUGAAGAUAAAUUUGAUGAACCUGUUGUAUUCAAGGGUGAACUCAUCUACAAUCCAAAAGAAUCACAAUAUGCUCUUCAAAAUAGAGAAACCAAUACCAUUCACUUUUUAAAGACCCACGAAGCCAUCAGCUAUAAUCUUUUAGAAAACCAAGUAGAGCCAAUUUUCAAAGAAUCACAAUUAGAUUGGAUUGUCGCUGGUAAUGAAAAGAAACACCUCAUUAAACUUUCAUACAAUUCAGAAAACCUUUUCAAAUGGCAUUCAAACUAUGUUGCUGUUCUUAAUCCAAGAGAAACAGAAAUGGAAUUCAGAGGUUGGUUUACAAUUGAAAAUGAAUCAGGUAAAACUUUCAACAAUACCAAUGUUAUUUUAGUUAGAGAGCCAAGCGAAAAGAAGGUAGACGAAAAGAAAGAUAGCGAUUCAGACUCAGCACUCCCAGUUGCUCUUCCAAAACUUGGUGGAUUCAAAUUAGGAAAGCUCCCAAGUUUUGGUGGUGAUAGUAGCUCAACCCCAGCUGAGCCAGAAAAACGUAUCUAUCGUUACGAAAUCCCACAUAAAACUACCCUCAAAAAUAACGAACAAAAACAAAUCUGCUUUGUCUCCACCAAAUUACCAGUUAGAUCAUUCGAUUUUAUUUCUUUUGAUACACCAAAAUACACCAAAUACACCAAUGUCAAUAAAGAUCAUGGUGCUGUCGCCACUGCCCAUGUAGACUCAUCAGUACAAUUCACUUGGAAUCUUCCAUACACCAUCCCAGCCGGUUCAAUGAAACUUCAAAGACAACUUAAAGAUCACUUUGGUUCAGAUAUUGUCAACUCAUUCGAAAUCGAACACUUUAACCCAAGUGAUAUUGUUACUCUUCCACUCCAGCCAUUAGGUAAAGUUUCAGCAACUCGUACCCAAACCGGUUACAACUUUGAUAUUAAUAACUUAUACAUUGUCGAAACUUAUGAAAUUCGUGUUAACAAUGGUAGAGAAGAACCAGUUCGUAUCACCGUAGAGGAGUCAAUGUACAGAUGGGAAUUCUUCGAAAUAACCUCAAGUCAAUUAACAGAUAGCAACGGAACCACCAACAUCAAGUUUAUCAAUCAUCCAACCCAUCCACGUAGAGUCCAAUGGGUUCUUAAUAUCCCACCUUUAGACGGAAAAGUUAUCAAAUACAGUGUUUUCUACUCUGGUUUAUCAUUACCAGAAUCUAUGAUGCCAAAAAAGUAA